AUGGGGGACGCGUUAAUGGCAGAGUUUGGCGGCGCAGCUUCCUAUCUGCGUAAGUCAGACAAGGAGCGUAUGGAAUGCCAGACUAGACCCUUUGACAUAAAGAGGGAGUGCUAUGUGCCUGACCCUGAGGUUGAGUACGUCAAGGCCACAAUCACCAGCAGAGACGGGGCUAAAGUCACCGUUGAUACUGAGUUUGGAAAGGUAAAUAUUUUGGUGAAAAGCAUUUCUGAAAAUAUAUGACCUGGAAAAUCACAAGAUAAUACAUUUUCUACUAGGAUAACUCUAUGAUUGAUGAACAGCUAAGCUAUAAACUGAAUUGAGUUAUGUGCUUUACUGUUUACUAUAAAAAUUAUUCUCACAAGAGAUAACAAAGAGAAAAAUCCUAACUUGAGAUCUUUAACUUUCAUGCAAAGAUGCAAGAUAGGAUUUCUCUCUAAGUAAAUACCUCUACACCUUGAAAAUGAAACAAAAUAACUUAAUUUGAUAUUUUUUCAGACUGUUACUGUGAAGGAGGACGACGUCCACCCCCAGAACCCGCCAAAGUUCGAUAAAAUUGAGGACAUGGCGAUGUUCACCUUCCUGCACGAGCCUGCUGUGCUGUUUAACCUCAAAGAGCGUUACGCAGCCUGGAUGAUCUACGUAAGUCAUGCCUGCUAAUAUCUCCAUUAAAUCAAACAUUCAUUCAAAUGAAUCAAACUAAAUCUGCAUCCCCCUCGUCUUCCACAGACCUACUCAGGGCUGUUCUGUGUCACGGUCAACCCCUACAAGUGGCUGCCAGUGUACGAUCAGUCUGUUGUCAAUGCAUACAGAGGCAAGAAGAGGACAGAAGCUCCUCCUCACAUCUUCUCCAUCUCUGACAAUGCCUACCAGUACAUGUUGUCAGGUAAAAUAUCACUUUUCCUUUUAAUCUACAUUGGCAUAUCAAAUGUUGUUUGGAUAAUGACACAUUUACUGAUACUUAUCUUUCAACAGACAGGGAAAAUCAGUCUGUUCUUAUCACGUAAGUACAUCAACCAAAGGUUAUAUUGAUUUGAGGAUAUUUAAAAUUAAGAUACAUUUUUGAGACAUCAACAUUUGUAUUUCCAAUCCCAGUGGAGAAUCCGGUGCUGGAAAGACUGUGAACACCAAGAGAGUCAUCCAGUACUUCGCCAGUAUUGCUGCUGUUGGCGGAAAGAAAAGUGCAGCAGAAGAAAAAAAGGUAAAUAGAAUUGCAAAUGUUCCUCAUUAUCGAUCCUAAAUUAAACAUACUUCAUGGCUGGAUGAGCAUUUGUUGACAAAAUCAAAUUGUAUUUAUAGAGUAUUGGUGUUCAUUGCUGCAUUUUGACACUGUAUGGAUGUUGGUUUCUAGGGGACCCUGGAGGAUCAAAUCAUCCAGGCCAAUCCUGCCCUGGAGGCUUUUGGUAAUGCCAAAACCAUCAGGAAUGACAACUCCUCCCGAUUCGUAAGUUUGGUCUUUGUUCGCAGUCAAAUACCAUUCAAAUCUUAUCAUAAAUGUUCAUCUUAUUUGUUACCUUCUCGAUUUGAAUUUCAUUAGGAUAAGAAUUUUAUUAAGAUCCCCAUUAGUGGAUGUCAUGACGUCAGCUAAUCUUCCUCAGGUCCAUCAGCAAAUCUUCCCUUUUGGGACUGUAUGUGUGCAACAGACCUGGGUUUAAAUAGUAUUUGUUUUAUUUCAAAUACUUUCAGUGUUUGGUUGAGCCUACAAGAUAGGUGGGAUUUAAACUUCCAUUAGACCGUUCAAGCACACCUAAGGUAUUCAAAAAGAAAACAAAUACUACUUGAACCCAGAUCUGGUGUGCUCAUUCAUUUCUGCUUUGACAAUAACUUACAGGGUAAAUUCAUCCGAAUUCAUUUUGGAGUCAGUGGGAAGCUUUCGUCUGCUGACAUUGAGACUUGUGAGUACAAUACAACAUUUUCUCAGGCUUGAACAGAUCUCUUUGACAGGAAACACAUUAAUACCAAAAGCACUUUUCCAUACUGAUCAGAUCUUCUGGAGAAGUCACGUGUAACUUUCCAGCUCAAGGCUGAGAGAGACUAUCACAUAUUCUACCAGAUCCUAUCCCAAAAGAAACCAGAACUGCUGGGUGAGUAUUACAUCAUCAAACUGUGUACUGAGCGGGGUUGAGGUCUAAUUCUGAAUUCAACUGAGAAUUUCGGAUGAAUUCCAAUUCAAUUCUUAUGGUGCAGCCAGCGCAGGAAGUGUGCUACCCCCCCAUUCCCCACCGUAAAACUCACAACACAAUGUAUCGUGAUUUAUGCUGUAACAUUUCCUUUGUCCAUGAGAAAGUUGCAAUGAUUUAAAUACCAUUUCAGCACACAACAUAAACAUUUGAUGCACGAAAAACUAUCUCCAGCUGCAGUUUUUCUAAACUUGAUUAGGACUAAUUUGUCAUCCUGUCUAUUAUGUAUAAUAUUACUGUUGUUUUGUUAUUUUUGUACAAUGCCAAUUUUCCUAAUAGGAUAUUAUGUUAUGGCUUAUACCAAAGCCUGAACACAAAUUAAACUGUGCUGUUCAAUUCAUUUCAGAGAUGCUACUCAUCACCAGCAAUCCCUAUGACUACGCCUUCAUCUCCCAAGGAGAGAUUGCUGUAACUUCCAUUAAUGAUUCAGAUGAGCUAAUGGCUACUGAUGUGAGUAAAAUAUGUUCAUAUACACUGAGUGUCAAAUCAUUAGGAACACCUUCCUGAUAUUGAGUUGUAUCCCCUUUUGCCUUCAGAACAGCCUCAAUUCGUUAAAGGAUGGACUCGACAAGGUGUCUUUAAGCAUUCCACAGGGAUGCUGGCUCAUGUUGAAUCCAAUGCUUCUGACAGUUGUGUCAAUUUGGCUGGAUGUCCUUUUGGUGGUGGACUAUUCUUGAUACACACUGAAAACAGCUGAGCGUGAAAAACCCAGCAGCAAUUGAAGUUCUUGACACACUCAAAUCGGUGUGCCUGGCACCUACUACCAUACCCCGUUCAAAGGCACUUAAAUAAUUUGUCUUGCCCAUUCACCCUCAUACACGAUCCAUGUCUCAAUUGUAUCAAGGCUUAAAAAUCCUUCUUUAACCGGUCUCUUCCCCUUCAUCGACACUGCUUGAAGGUGACAUUAAUAAGGGAUGAUAGCUUUCACUGAACUCAUCUGGUCAGUCUAUUUCAUAGAAAGAGCAGGUAUUCCUAAUGUUUUGUACACUCAGUGUAUAUGCGAUAAUAUUCCACUUGUAUCCGAUUCUUUCUCCAAUUCAAAACAAUGACCUUUAUUUCGGAACUAGGAUGCAUUUGAUGUGCUGGGCUUCUCCCAAGAGGAGAAGAAUGGCAUUUAUAAGCUGACUGGUGCCAUCAUGCACUAUGGCAACAUGAAGUUCAAGAACAAGCAGAGGGAGGAGCAAGCAGAGGCAGACGGCACUGAGGGUGAGCACUUAGCAUUUAAAACCUCUCACUUUAAAAUACAGUAAUCUCUGAAAAAUCUGACGGUCACAAUGCCUCCUCCAACCAUAAAACUUUGCCUUUCCAGAUAUUGACAAAGCCGCAUAUCUGAUGUGCCUGAACUCUGCUGACCUGGUCAAGGGGCUGUGUCACCCAAGGGUCAAAGUAGGAAAUGAGUGGGUCACCAAAGGUCAGAGUGUCGACCAGGUGAGUCUCAAAAAAGUUGGACAUUUCCAGGAGAUAAUAAUUUUGAGCAUAAAACUUCUAUUUAGAGUUGCUAAUAUUUUCAUGCCUGUGAUUCCCCAUUGAGCAUGCUUUUUAGUCCAGGAAAAUGCCUGAUCUGUGUCUGGGAAACUGUCCCUAUGUUGAGUCUAUGUUUUGGUAAAUUAUUUUCUCAAUAUUUUGUAGGUGUACUACUCCAUUGGUGCACUGGCAAAGAAAAUUUACGAGAACAUGUUCCUCUGGAUGGUGAUAAGAAUCAACCUUACUCUGGACACAAAGAACGCUCGCCAGCACUACAUUGGUGUGCUGGACAUUGCUGGCUUUGAGAUCUUUGAUGUGAGUGUUUGAUGUAAAUUUGAUCAAUAGGACACGUCAUGAAACGAUUAAUCUAAAACAUUACAGCUGACAAAAUAAUGUAACUGUGAACUUCUUUUUCAGUUCAACACCUUUGAGCAGCUGUGCAUCAACUUCACUAAUGAGAAGCUGCAGCAGUUCUUCAACCACCACAUGUUUGUGCUGGAGCAGGAGGAGUACAAGAAAGAGGGUAUCGUCUGGGAGUUCAUUGACUUCGGCAUGGACUUGGCUGCCUGCAUUGACCUCAUUGAAAGGGUUGGUGUCUUCAGUUUCACAGUAGUUUAAUUUAUAUGAUUGAAUCUUUGAGAUUUCAAACAUUACAAGGGCAAUCUUCCUAAAUGUGCUUCAACAACAAAUUAUUUUAUUUAUGCUUUUCCCUUAGUAUUAAUUUAUUUUCAUUCAUUUUCCCUUUUAGCCCAUGGGUAUCAUGUCCAUCCUUGAAGAGGAGUGCAUGUUCCCCAAGGCCAGUGAUUCUACAUUCAAAGCUAAGCUGUAUGACACCCAUCUGGGCAAAAAUGCAUGCUUCCAGAAGCCUAGGAUUAUUAAGGGUAGACCAGAGGCCCAUUUCUCCCUGGUUCACUAUGCUGGCACUGUUGAUUACAACAUUGGUAACUGGCUGGUGAAGAACAAGGACCCGCUGAAUGAGACUGUGGUCGGACUGUUCCAGAAGUCAAGUCUUAAGUUCCUGGCCAACCUGUUUGUAAGCUAUGCUGGUGCAGAAGGAGGUACUAUGUGUUUUUAUCUGCAAAGACUAAAAAAAACACUAAAAUAAAUACAAAUGUACAUGACAGUAGUAAUAAUAGUAUAUUUGAAUUAUUUCAUUAUCAUACAGCUGCUGAAGAAAAAGCAGCUGGAGGAAAGAAGAAGAAAGGUUCUUCCUUCCAGACGGUGUCUGCUUUGCACAGGGUAAAUCUGACUUCAAAUCAAUAUACUUCUGAUGUUUUCAAAUGGCAGAAAAUAACAAAUGUAUUAUAUUUGCGCAACAUUUGAAAUGCCAUUAUGUUGUGGAUUGGCAUGUUAGCAUUAAAUGCCGUUGUGACUCGUGAGGUACUGGGAGAGUCAUUCAUUGAUGGAAAAUUCUACAUUUGUCAUACUCACAGGAGAACUUGGGUAAACUCAUGACCAACUUGAGGUCUACUCACCCCCACUUUGUGCGUUGCCUCAUCCCCAACGAGACCAAGACUCCUGGGGCCAUGGAAAACCCUCUGGUCAUGCACCAGCUGCGCUGUAACGGUGUACUGGAAGGCAUCAGGAUCUGCAGGAAGGGCUUCCCCAACAGGAUCCUGUAUGCUGACUUCAAACAAAGGUACAAAUUAUUAUGCAUUUCCUUUCCAAAAUAAAUUCAAUAAAUUCAGGUGUUCCAUUAUUGAAGAUAAUUGCUUUCUGAUUUAAAUUCAGAUACCGCAUCCUCAAUCCAAAUGCUAUCCCUGAGGGUCAGUUCAUUGACAACAUGAAGGCAGCCGAAAAACUGCUGGGCUCUCUGGACAUUGACCACACCCAGUACAGAUUAGGACACACUAAGGUAAGUUCUCUAAAUAGAUGAAAAGCAAUAAGACUUGUUGGACCAGCAGCAAUUACGGGGUCCAAGCAGUACAUUACUACUACACUACCAUCAGGUUAACCUGAGCAAUGCCUCUUGAAAUAACUGCUGAUAUACCACUGAGCAUGAUUACUACAUAUCAUCUGUCUCUAGGGGAAAUGGAUCAAGUCAAGAGAUACAAAUAUAUACUUGGUGUAGCGUCACCAUGAAGUAGAUCCAGAUCUGGAUCUACAUGUAAGAUAUUAAAAGCAUUGUGCACAUACUGUUUGAGAUAGACCUUGCCAAAUGUUUUAACUCUUGGUCAACAUGCUGGGUCUGAAGUUGUCAAAUCAAUUUCUCAUUCCAGGGCCACCUUGUGGUCAAUUUGUGCCUUUUUCGCACAGAGGCAAGAAAUCAACAAUCUAAACAUGACUAUAAACAUGGGGGAUAAGAUAACACAUUCAAGUUAUUUAUAGUCAACUGGCAGAAAAAUACAAUCCUACCGAAGAUGAUCCAACCACCACAUUAUGGCCUUUGUGAAUCAUUAGGUGUUCUUCAAGGCUGGUCUCCUGGGUACCCUUGAGGAGAUGAGAGACGAUCGUCUCGCUCUUAUCAUCACUGGCAUGCAGGCCCGAUCACGUGGUCUACUUGCCAGAAUUGAGUUCCAGAAAAUUGUUGACCGCAGGUUGGAAUAGGACUAGAUCAAACUUUUGCAGACAAUAUGGUGGAGGUGGAAAAGGUAUAACAAGAUAAUUGUAUUCAAUGUCACAGGGAUGCCUUGCUUGUGAUCCAAUGGAACAUUCGUGCCUUCAUGGGUGUCAAGAAUUGGCCCUGGAUGAAGAUGUUCUUCAAGAUCAAACCUCUGCUGAAGUCAGCAGAGACUGAGAAGGAGAUGGCCAACAUGAAGGAAGAAUUCCUGAAGCUUAAAGAGGUUUAUGCUAAAACUGAAGCCCGUAGAAAGGAGCUAGAAGAGAAGAUGGUCUCCCUUAUCCAAGAGAAGAAUGACUUGCAGCUCGCUGUCCAAACUGUGAGUAACUUUAACUACACUAAAGUUACUUUAAUGUACUCACAUCCUUUGUCAAAAUGUCCUUUCUGGUUAGCUUUUUACUAAUUAGAGAAAUAGAAAAACAGAAAAAGAAGAGAUAUGAUUAGCUAAAUAGGUAUGUACAAUCAGUGGAGCAUUUGUAGUGUCCAAAUAUUUUGCCACCAAACAAACUUCUGAGCUUUGGAGAAUUGUAUAUACUUAUAAUAAAUUGACACAUUGACAGUCAGAAGACACUAUUGGUGAUGCUGAAGAGAGAUGCGAGGGUCUGAUCAAGAGCAAAAUCCAGCUUGAGGCCAAAGCCAAAGAGCUGACAGAAAGACUGGAGGAUGAGGAGGAGAUGAAUUCAGAGCUGACUGCUAAGAAGAGGAAGCUGGAAGAUGAGUGCUCAGAACUCAAGAAGGACAUUGACGAUCUGGAGCUCACUCUGGCUAAAGUGGAGAAGGAGAAGCAUGCCACGGAGAACAAGGUAAAGUUUUUCUUCAUUCUUGUAUUGUUAAAACUCCAAUUGAUUGGUUUGGAUGAAAGCGUAAUGACAUUGUUCUGUUUCCUGUAGGUUAAAAACCUGACUGAGGAGAUGGCGGCUCUGGACGAAAUCAUUGCCAAGCUGACCAAGGAGAAGAAGGCUCUGCAGGAGGCUCAUCAGCAAACGCUGGAUGACCUUCAGAGUGAGGAGGAUAAAGUCAACACGCUGACCAAGGCCAAAGCCAAACUGGAACAGCAAGUUGAUGAUGUGAGUACCAAACAGGAAAUCAUAAAAAUUACAACAAACAAAUUACAACAAACAACAAAUUAAUAUAUCCUUUAUCAGCUUGAAGGGUCUCUGGAGCAAGAGAAGAAGGUGAGGAUGGACCUUGAGAGAGCCAAGAGAAAGCUGGAAGGAGACUUGAAGUUGACCCAGGAGAGCCUAAUGGACCUGGAGAACGACAAGCAGCAGCUGGAGGAGAGAAUGAAGAAGUAAGAUCACAACCCACAAAAUCUCAUGAAUAUUAUUCAGUAGAAAACGCUUGCUAAAAAUGUAUGUUCUUCUCAAUAGGAAGGACUUUGAGAUGAGCCAACUCAACAGCAAGAUUGAGGAUGAGCAGGCCUUGGGUGCCCAGCUUCAGAAAAAACUCAAGGAACUGCAGGUAUUUCAAUAGCAUUGUUGAAAAGGGAAUAUUUCUGUUACACUUGGAGAGGUGUAAAGUAAUGAAUUACUACUCUCGUUAAUGUAAUUGAGUAGCUUUCAAAGUCAGUAAUUUUAUUCUAGUUGAGUAAAUGUUGUGUAACAGUACUUCAACUUGAGUAGGAUAUUUCAGUAAUCCUUACACCCCUGACUUUAAUUGCUUUGAAUGUUUCAUUUAUUUUCAAAUGUUAAUAGUAUAUAUUUGACAAAUCCUUAGUACUUUUACAUACAGAUUUGCCUUGUCGCAACUCAUUAAAAUAAAUUAACUUAGAUCCUACUGUACAUUCAUUUCCUCUAGUACUUUUUCAAUUUAAUACAUGGAAAACAUUCAGAUAACCUUAGCAAAAUUAGCUAAUUAUCAAGCUCAAUGUUUCUAUAUUAAAAGUAACUCAAUUACUUUUACACAGAGUACUUUUUAAAUUAUCUACUGUUUACUUUGACUUAGUAGUUUUAUUUUUACACCAGUAAGUUUACUUCUACUUGAUAUUUCAGUACUCUUUCCACCAUUGUACACUUGUUCUGUUCUUACCAGAAAAUCUGAAUUCCCUCCAUUUCAGGCCCGCAUUGAAGAGCUGGAGGAAGAGCUGGAGGCUGAGAGAGCUGCCCGUGCCAAGGUGGAGAAACAGAGGGCAGACUUGGCCAGAGAGCUGGAGGAGAUCAGUGAGCGGCUGGAGGAGGCUGGUGGAGCCACUGCUGCCCAGAUUGAGAUGAACAAGAAGAGGGAGGCUGAGUUCCAGAAGGUGCGCAGAGAUCUUGAAGAGGCUACUCUGCAGCACGAGGCUACAGCUGCCUCUCUGAGGAAGAAAAAUGCUGACAGUGUGGCUGACCUGGGAGAGCAGAUUGACAACCUUCAGAGAGUGAAGCAGAAGCUGGAGAAGGAGAAGAGUGAGCUCAGGCUGGAGCUGGAUGAUGUGGUCUCCAACAUGGAGCAGAUUGUCAAGUCCAAAGUAUGUGGUGUCAUUGAGCAAUCAUAACAUGUGUUAUCUGUACAUGAUUUUUAAAGAUGGAAUCUAGUGAUGGUGUUCCGUCAUUCAAAAAACAAAUCUGUUUUUAGACAAACUUGGAGAAAAUGUGCCGCACUCUAGAGGACCAGAUGAGUGAAUACAGGACGAAAGCUGAGGAAGGACAGCGAUCCAUCAAUGAUUUCACCAUGCAGAAAGCAAAGCUUCAAACUGAGAAUGGUAUAUUAACUAAAAACCUGGACAUUCACAUGAACAGCCACAAUGAAUAACCACAAUAAAUAAUAUAAUUUAAAUUAAUUUGAAUUGUAUUAAAACAGGUGAACUUGCCAGACAGCUGGAGGAGAAGGACUCUCUGGUCUCCCAACUGACCAGAGGUAAGCAGUCCAACGUUCAGCAGAUUGAAGACCUCAAGAGACAACUGGAGGAGGAAGUCAAGGUAUUUAUACAAAAAAAUGCACUGUGUCCAUAAUCAACUUUAUUUAUCCUCUGGCAUAAUUACAGAUAAUCUUUUUAAUGUCCUUACCAGGCAAAGAACGCACUUGCCCAUGCGGUGCAGUCUGCUCGCCAUGACUCAGACCUGCUCCGGGAGCAGUAUGAGGAGGAGCAGGAGGCCAAGGCUGAGCUGCAGCGUGGCAUGUCCAAGGCCAACGCGGAGGUCGCUCAGUGGAGAACCAAGUAUGAAACUGAUGCCAUCCAGAAGACUGAGGAGCUUGAAGACGCAAAGUAAUUUGGUCGCAGGUUCAGGAAUGGCUGAAAAAUUGCAACAUUUGUCUGGAGUAACCUAGCACUGCUGGGUGAUCUGAAAAGUCAUAGUCAAUCGAUCAAUAAUAUAAUAAUACUCUUAGCAAAAAUGUUCAUCUUUAAUCUACAAUCUGUAGAAACUAUGAGAAUAGAAAGGUUCAGAACUUUUGUGAAACCACAGCACAGUUGAAAAGUAUAUGGCAAAUAGAAAUCAAAACUGGAUGGUGUUCAGAGAUAGAUGGGAGGGGUUGAGGGUAGCUGAAGGCUGGGACUAAAAACAAAGCAAAAGAUAACUAAUGUAAAAUACACUGUGUCCGUAAAAUGUAAAUAGUAUGAAAAAAAAAGCUGGAAGUAGAAGUAGAAGCCCAUAAGUGUACUCCAAUUAGGGAAGGGGUGGUAGGGUUAGGAGCAAUAUACUAAAUAUAUUAAAUAUAAAUAUAUAUUUAUAAUAUAUAUAUAUAUAUAUAUCUUUAUAAAAAAUAUAUGGGGGAUUCAACCUUGGCUGAAUUAGUGACACACAAAAGUACAUGAUGAAUGAUACAUGGAUUACCUGAUUUACAGUUCAUUCGGAAAGUAUUCAGACCCCUUGACUUUUUCCACAUUUUGUUACGUUACAGCCUUAUUCUAAAAUGGAUUAAAUUUGGGUUUUUUCUCCUCAUCAAUCUACACACAAUACCCCAUAAUUCCAAAGCAAAAACUGGAUUUUUAAAUGCACUGUACAAUCAUUAAAUAUCAGACAGAAAAAAGGCAGCUGUUCUUAAAUGUGUUUCUCAUCUAUGUCAAUCUAGGAAGAAGCUUGCUCAGCGUCUGCAGGAUGCAGAGGAAGCUGUGGAAGCUGUUAACGCUAAAUGCUCCUCCCUGGAAAAGACUAAACACCGACUCCAGAAUGAGAUUGAAGAUCUCAUGGUGGAUGUGGAGAGAUCCAAUGCAUCUGCUGCCGCUCUGGACAAAAAGCAAAGGAACUUCGACAAGGUAAGAAAAUAAAUGGUAUACACAAGUCCUAUUAGCCUUUAUUAUAGUACAUGAUAGGGGCAUCAGGUAGCCUAGUGGUUAGAGAAGCGGGCCAGCAACCUCAGACGGGAAAACCUUGUGUAGAGUGAGCCGGCAACCGGAGGGUUGCUGAAAUCCUCCUACCAGCACCUGCAGUUGUGCCCUUGAGCAAGGGAGCUGCACAGCGGCUGACACUUUGCUUUCAGCCCGUAUGUCUCGGGGGCUUGGGUUGUGAGCAUCCUUCUUCUGUAAGCUAAUGGACAAUAAAGUACAUCUUAUCCUAAUCAUAUACUGUAUUGAAACCACUUACGUUUCCAGGUCCUGGCUGAGUGGAAGCAGAAGUUUGAAGAGGCUCAGACCGAGCUGGAGAGCUCCCAGAAAGAGGCCAGAUCUCUCAGCACUGAACUCUUCAAACUCAAAAACUCUUACGAGGAAUCUCUGGAUCAUCUGGAGACCAUGAAGAGGGAGAACAAGAACCUCCAAGGUCAGAGCAUAUGCAUUAUUGGACUAUAGAACUUAGUCCAGGGGUUCCCUAUGGCACGCCGGCAUUGGAGGCGCCCACGUUUCGUGGGGGAACACGGGACCGUCCUUGAGUUGAGGGGCACAAUUCACGAUUGUUAUACUGAUCUAAAAUGACGCAUACAUCCGCGAUGCUUUAUGCUAAAAAAAACAAGCAAUAAACUGCCAAAAUGAAGACGUAACUGAUGCACAUGGGAAUAUAUUUGGUUUGGCUCUAUGACAUUCAGAAGCUGAGUUUAGGCCUUCUAAAGUCGAGGGGUCAAAGAAAUUGGACUUUGCUUGGGAAGUCAUCUUAUACAAUGUGUGACUGUAGCUAUCAAUUGAUCUGUUCACUUUCUGUUAAAGGGAAAAUGUAUAAUUAAAAUGAGUUCACGUAAAUGAUCAUAAUACAACAUAUUUGGUAGCAGAAUAACAUUGGGGAAAUGUAUUUUCCUUAUCCAUUCUUCUUCUUCUUCUUCUUGAUAUCACUAAAUAGCAUGACUUAGUCAAUUAAAGAUUGAUAUGUUAUAGAAAAAGGUGGGGGGGUGGAAAUACAAUAAAAAUAGAGAUAAAUAAAUAUUCUGAUGUACAAUAAAAUAAUUCCACAGAGGAAAUUUCUGACCUGACUGAGCAACUUGGUGAAGGAGGAAAGAGCAUCCAUGAGCUGGAGAAGAUCCGUAAACAGCUGGAGCAGGAGAAGGCUGAGAUACAGUCUGCUCUAGAGGAAGCUGAGGUGAGAAUAGAAAAAAUUUACUGAUACUGAAAGUACCAGAAUUUAAUUAGAAGAUUUUACAAAGUAUGGGUGGCUUUGUUUUCAUAGGGCUCCCUAGAACAUGAAGAGGGUAAGAUCCUGAGAGCACAGCUGGAGUUCAACCAGGUCAAAGCUGAUAUUGAACGGAAACUGGUGGAGAAGGAUGAGGAGAUGGAGAUGAAUAAGAGGAACCAGCAGAGAGUGGUGGAUACCCUGCAAAGCUCCCUGGAGUCAGAGACUCGUAGCAGGAACGAAGCUCUCAGGCUGAAGAAGAAGAUGGAGGGAGAUCUCAAUGAGAUGGAGAUCCAGCUCAGCCAGGCCAACAGGCAGGCAGCAGAGGCCCAGAAGCAACUUAAGGGUCUCCAUUCCCAUCUGAAGGUAAUACUUCCACACCAUUGAAUUAAAAACAUUGCUUGUGCCAUCACAAAAAGCCAAACCACACUGUAAAACAAUGAAAGAAAUAUAGUAAAAUCAAUUCUCUCUACAGGAUUCUCAACUGCAGCUGGAUGAUGCUCUUCGUGGCAGUGAUGACCUGAAGGAGAACAUUGCCAUUGUGGAGAGACGCAACAACCUGAUGCAGGCUGAACUGGAUGAGCUGAGAGCCAUGGUGGAGCAGACUGAGAGAGGCCGCAAACUGGCUGAGCAGGAACUGCUGGAUGUUAGUGAAAGAGUUCAGCUGCUGCACUCACAGGUAAGACGGUAAUAGAUAACAAUUAGUGUUCUACUUUAAUGUCUGCUACUUGAGAUUUGUUGAGGUUAUAUUAAAAGCAAUUUGUCAUAUACAUGUGUAGAACACCAGCCUACUGAGCCAGAAGAAGAAGCUGGAGGGUGACACAUCCCAGCUUCAGAAUGAAGUGGAGGAGGCUGUGCAGGAGUGCAGAAACGCUGAGGAAAAGGCCAAGAAGGCCAUUACUGAUGCUGCCAUGAUGGCAGAGGAGCUGAAGAAGGAGCAGGACACCAGUGCUCACCUGGAGCGCAUGAAGAAGAACAUGGAGCAGACCAUCAAGGACCUGCAGCACCGCCUGGAUGAAGCUGAACAAAUCGCCAUGAAAGGUGGCAAGAAGCAGAUCCAGAAGCUGGAGUCCAGAGUAAGGCCCAGCUACAUUAUCUUCUAUUCAUUCUAAAUCAUUUUUCAUAUUUCUAGUCAUAUUUCUAGCUUUAAUAUUAAAAGCAGUGGUAACUAACAACGUAAUUGGAAAUAAUGUGUUAACAUCCAUCAUGUCUUUCUAGGUGAGGGAGCUAGAGAGUGAAGUGGAAAUGGAGCAAAGGAGGAGCGGUGAUUCUGUGAAAGGAGUCCGUAAAUAUGAGCGACGCAUCAAGGAGCUCACCUACCAGGUACAUCAUAUAUUUUAAUUUAACAGUGCACUAUUAACGUGCUAAGAAUCAAAUGUAAGAUGCACAAAUGACAAUUUUUUCCUUUCUUUUUGGGUACAGACUGAGGAAGACCGUAAGAAUUUGUCCCGUCUUCAGGACCUGGUGGACAAACUGCAGCUGAAGGUCAAAUCCUACAAGAGAACUUCAGAGGAGGCUGUAAGUAGAAAACAUUCCAUCAUCCAACUGAUGCAUCUGUAAUUCUCAAAUUGUUGUGUUUGCUAAAAACUGAAAUCAUACUUAAAACAUUUCACAGGAGGAACAAGCCAAUUCUAAUUUGGGCAAGUUACGCAAGAUUCAGCAUGAACUGGAUGAAGCAGAGGAGAGGGCUGAUAUUGCUGAGUCUCAGGUCAACAAGAUGAGAGCCAAGAGUCGUGAUUCCGGCUCCAAGGUCAGUAAAGUUACUUUUUCAAGAGUCCAAAAGGAUAAUUUGCAGACUUCCCAUGUACUGUAGUGUUCCCAUGUAGAUGGCAAAAAACUCAACUUGGAAUAG
Molecule: messenger RNA, 13506 nt
Organism: Coregonus sp. 'balchen'
Lineage: Eukaryota; Metazoa; Chordata; Actinopteri; Salmoniformes; Salmonidae
Source: the annotation of a GenBank genome assembly